AUGGAAUUUGAUAAGAUAAAGAAACUUCAGGGAGAAAGAAAAUGGAUGCAGUUUUGUUGCAUGAUAAUUGAUUCCAUGAACACUCACCCCAUAGAUAAGCUUCUAGAUGUUUUUCUGGAGAGUGCUGGCCAGAUACAUCCUAGGUCAUCCUACGAGGUCUUUCUAGCAUUUUCAGAGAGGUUGGCUCCUGAAGAAGGGAUAAGGGUUUUAGCAAUUGGGGAGGAUAUAAUAGGGGGUUCAGUCUUAUACUCUGAGCUCUUUGAGGUGGAGAAGAUGAUUUUAGAGAUAAAGAAAUGCCUGCUUCUAAUUGAGAUAAAUGAACUUAAAGGAAUUGAGAAGAGGCUAUUUGAAUGGAAAAACCUUAAGAUGCCAAGGAAUGUGAGAAUUAUGUACAAUCUUCUGGGAUUCAAGUUCUAUCAAAAAAUUCAGAAUGUUGAGGCCGCCUUUUCCCAUCUUUUAAAGUAUGUAAAUUUAUCGGAAACAGAGGAGCUGAUGGAUACCCUUGUAGAGUAUGCUUUACUGAGCAAAGAAUUCUUCAAUUUUACUUUGAUAGCAUCAUUACCUGGGUUUGACAAGAUGAAAAACAAGAAUUUGAAGGAAAUCUUCAUGAUGUUUAGAGAGGGAAAUGUGAAAGGGUUGGAAGAAAAGCAUAACAAACUUAACGAAAUUUUUGGAAGCAGUGCUGAUAUAAUCAAGGAAAAGGCAUACAUGAUAGCUUUAAUAAAUAUCUGCUUUUCUGAGGUCGGAAAGAAGGUAUCAAUUAAGAAAAUUGAGGAGCUACUAAAGAUACCCAGCAAAAUGGUUAUCUAUAUAGUUUUGAAGUCCUUUGGUCUAGGACUAAUCAAUGGAUGGAUUGACGGGGAGGAAGGAAUUCUUUACUUUGACAGCCUUAUUCCAAGAGCGCUACAGAAAGAAGAAGUUGUGAAACUUAAAGAGAAAUAUGACAUCUGGGAAAAGAAAGUGCAAGAAGUCAUUGUUAUGCUAAAUAACUAA
Messenger RNA from Encephalitozoon romaleae SJ-2008, 993 nucleotides. RefSeq lists its product as hypothetical. Bases 1 to 993 code for a protein of 330 amino acids. Lineage: Eukaryota; Fungi; Microsporidia; Unikaryonidae. The transcript has a single exon. Gene Ontology annotation, biological process: ubiquitin-dependent protein catabolic process. The record is from RefSeq and is a predicted model, not a curated record. Gene Ontology annotation, cellular component: cytosol; proteasome regulatory particle, lid subcomplex; nucleus. Gene Ontology annotation, molecular function: structural molecule activity.